UUGAGGUUAGUUUGUUACCGCGGUCUUUACGUUUGUGUUAUUGUCUUUAAUUAAUCUCUCAGGAUAUUAAAAAAUAAAAGAUGAAGAUAGAAGAGGUUAAAAGCACGGUCAAAACUCAGCGUAUAUCAUCUCACAGCCAUAUUAAAGGUCUAGGUCUCGAUGAAAAUGGAAUUGCAAUUCAAAUGGCUUCUGGAUUGGUCGGCCAAGAAAGUGCCAGAGAGGCUGCUGGAAUUGUGGUGGAUAUGAUUAAGUCAAAGAAAAUGGCUGGAAGAGCUAUCCUUAUGGGAGGGCCCCCUGGCACAGGGAAAACGGCAAUUGCUUUGGCGAUCGCACAAGAACUUGGUAGUAAGGUGCCUUUUUGUCUUAUGGUUGGAUCGGAAGUGUACAGCUCAGAGAUUAAAAAAACAGAAGUGCUCAUGGAAAACUUUAGGCGAGCUAUCGGACUGAGGAUCAAAGAAACUAAAGAAGUUUACGAAGGAGAAGUUACAGAGCUGACCCCGGUUGAGACUGAAAACCCCAUGGGAGGUUAUGGCAAGACUGUUUCUCAUGUGAUAAUUGGAUUGAAAACGGCCAAAGGCACAAAACAGCUGAAGCUAGACCCGAGUAUUUAUGAAUCGCUUCAGAAAGAGAAGGUGGAGCCCGGCGAUGUGAUUUAUAUUGAGGCUAACAGUGGAGCAGUGAAAAGACAAGGCCGCAGCGACACCUUCGCUACCGAGUUCGAUUUGGAGGCAGAAGAGUAUGUCCCCUUGCCCAAGGGUGAUGUUCACAAGAAGAAGGAGGUGAUUCAAGACGUCACCCUCCACGACCUUGACGUUGCCAACGCUCGACCCCAGGGCGGACAAGACAUUCUCAGCAUGAUGGGGCAACUCAUGAAGUCCAAGAAGACUGAAAUUACAGAUAAGUUGCGGAAGGAGAUCAAUAAGGUAGUGAACAAAUACAUCGACCAAGGCAUCGCAGAGUUGGUGCCCGGAGUGUUGUUUAUAGACGAGGUUCACAUGUUGGACAUUGAGACGUUCACUUACCUCCACCGAGCCCUGGAGAGUGCCAUCGCUCCCAUCGUCAUAUUUGCGACCAACAGAGGCCGAUGUGUCGUCAGAGGUACAGAAGACAUAGUGUCGCCGCACGGUGUUCCACUAGAUCUGCUAGAUAGACUGUUGAUCAUCCGCACACUGCCUUACUCUCGGCCGGAGAUUGAGCAGAUACUGAAGAUACGAGCGCAGACGGAGGGUAUCAACAUUGACACUGACGCGCUGCAAGGGCUGAGCGAAAUUGGAUCCAGAACUACACUGAGGUAUGCUGUUCAACUGCUCACACCUGCAUACCUGACGGCUAAAGUAAACGGACGCUCAUCCAUCUCCAAGGAAGAUAUCCAGGAAUCUGCGGAACUGUUCCUUGACGCCAAGUCUUCAGCCAGAAUAUUAACUCAGAAUAAAGACAAGUUCAUGCAAUAGAAACUUAUUAUCACAAGUGUAUAGUUAUAGAGUUAAGAUUUACGUUUUUAUUUUUA
Messenger RNA from Macrosteles quadrilineatus (aster leafhopper), 1507 nucleotides. RefSeq names its product ruvB-like helicase 1 (gene pont). Gene Ontology annotation, cellular component: Swr1 complex; R2TP complex; NuA4 histone acetyltransferase complex. NCBI's taxonomy places the organism in Eukaryota, Metazoa, Arthropoda, Insecta, Hemiptera, Cicadellidae. Gene Ontology annotation, biological process: regulation of transcription by RNA polymerase II; box C/D snoRNP assembly; chromatin remodeling. Bases 81 to 1451 code for a protein of 456 amino acids. Gene Ontology annotation, molecular function: ATP hydrolysis activity; ATP binding; DNA helicase activity. The record is from RefSeq and is a predicted model, not a curated record. The transcript has 8 exons.